Molecule: messenger RNA, 1875 nt
Organism: Encephalitozoon romaleae SJ-2008
Lineage: Eukaryota; Fungi; Microsporidia; Unikaryonidae
Product: ATPase/RNase L inhibitor
Exons: 1
Coding region: 1-1875 (624 amino acids)
Biological process (GO): translational termination; ribosomal subunit export from nucleus; translational initiation
Molecular function (GO): ATP binding; ribosomal small subunit binding; ATP hydrolysis activity
Source: RefSeq, a predicted model, not a curated record
AUGGGAAAAGGUGAUGAGAAGACUAGUCUUACAAGACUGGCUAUUGUUAACUUUGAGCUUUGUAAGCCAUCCCAAUGUGCAUCUGAGUGUAGGAAAGCAUGCCCUGUAAACAAGACAGGAAGGGAGUGCAUAAGAAUAGAGAAGAAGUCUGUGAUAUCGGAAGUUUUAUGCAUUGGAUGCUCUGCAUGCCAGAAGAAAUGCCCUUUUAAAGCAAUUUCUAUAAUCAACCUCCCGACAAACCUGACCAAGGAAAUAACACAUAGGUAUGGCAUGAAUGGAUUCAAGCUGCACAGGCUUCCGAUUCCAAGGCCUGGAAAAGUGCUUGGAUUGGUGGGCACAAACGGGAUAGGAAAGAGCACGGCACUGAAGAUUUUAUCCGGAGAAAUAAAGCCCAAUCUUGGCAAGUAUGACAACCCUCCUGGAUGGGAGGCAAUCUUAGGAUACUUCAAGGGAUCAGAGCUUCAAGGAUACUUUACCAAGAUUCUUGAAGGGCAGCUGAAGAUAACGUCUAAAAUCCAGUACAUUGACAGGCUUCCAAAGAUGUUGAAGAGAAGAUUUAGUUCUGGAGUGAGGAAUACACUUGAAAGUCUUUCAUUAGACGAUGAUGGGACUGCACCAGAUGACAAGCUACUUGUCAAAGAUGUUCUUGAAAAGAUGGAUCAAAAGAAGAAGAAGAAUUACUAUAUAGAGAAGAUGUGUCUUAAAAACAUACUUGAUAGGGAUAUUGAGGAACUAAGCGGAGGAGAGCUCCAAAGGUUUUCUUUGGCAUUAGCAUGCAUGCAGCAGAGCGAUGUUUAUAUAUUUGAUGAACCUUCUAGCUAUCUUGAUGUCAAGCAGAGACUCUCGGCAGCAAAGGAGAUUCGAGAGCUCUGCGAAGACAAUAGUUAUGUAAUUGUUGUUGAACAUGAUCUUGCAAUACUCGAUUUAAUGAGUGACUUUGGAUGUGUGCUAUAUGGGCAGUCUGGGGCGUAUGGAGUGAUAACAGCCCCAUAUGCCAUAAAGUCUGCAAUCAACAUUUUUCUUGAUGGGUACAUACCAACCGAGAACAUGAGGUUCAGGCCUUCUGAGCUUAAGUUCGACAUCUCUGAAAGACCCACCAAGGACAUUGAGAAAAGGGCGGAGCAUUGGUAUGGAGCGAUGACAAAGACGUAUGAAUCUUUCAGGCUCGAAGUGAAGGAGGGUACCUUCUGUGACUCUGAGAUAAUUGUAUUUCUCGGGGAGAAUGGAAUGGGGAAGACCACACUUGUCGGGCUAGUCGCCGGGCUUAUAAAACCUGAUUUGGAGGAAGAGUUUACUAUGCUUAGCUACAGUUUGAAGCCUCAAAAAAUACUUCCCAAGUACAAAGGUACUGUUAGAGAGCUCUUUAUGUCAAAGAUCAGGUCCUCAUUUAUGAAUCAAUCGUUUGUAAACGAUGUUAUCAAGCCGCUCAACAUUGAAUAUACUUAUGAUCAAUUGGUUCAAAAUUUGAGUGGAGGAGAGCUUCAAAGAAUUGCAAUAGCCAUAUGUCUUGGGAAGGAUGCAAACAUAUAUCUCAUUGAUGAACCAUCAGCAUUUCUUGACUCAGACCAAAGAAUAGCGAUAUCCAAAGUUAUAAAGAAGUUUAUAUACUCCAACAACAAGAUAGCAUUUGUUGUUGAACACGAUCUUAUAGUUGGAACGUAUCUUGCAGAUAAGGUGAUUGUAUUUGAAGGGGAGCCCGGUGUUUCAAGCGUAGCUUCCGCUCCGAUGGAUCUUUUGGAAGGCAUGAACAUAUUUCUCAAGAACUUAGACGUGACCUUCCGAAGGGAUUCAAGCAAUCUAAGACCUAGAGUUAACAAGCCUGGAUCUGCAAAGGAUAGAAUGCAAAAGGAAAACAAUCAGUACUUCUUCACUUGA